Messenger RNA from Polistes dominula (European paper wasp), 4817 nucleotides. Its product is annotated as transmembrane channel-like protein. Gene Ontology annotation, cellular component: plasma membrane. The record is from RefSeq and is a predicted model, not a curated record. NCBI's taxonomy places the organism in Eukaryota, Metazoa, Arthropoda, Insecta, Hymenoptera, Vespidae. Gene Ontology annotation, molecular function: mechanosensitive monoatomic ion channel activity.
AUUUUAAGAUUAUUUUCGUUAAACGAGAAUAAAAUUGAACGAUUCUUAUUUAUUUUGUUAAUAAAAAGUCAAACACGUAACUUGUAAUUUUGACUUGUGCCAAAGGAAUUAAUGUGCGCCAAGUGUUUUUUUAUUUUUUCUUCUUCUUUUUUAAAUAUGUAAAUAAAUCUUUGUAUUAUCCUGUCGAAAGAAGAAAAAGAAAAAGAAAAAAGAGAGAAGAAUACACGUGUAUUUUUUUGGGGGGUUGAAAAUAGUUUUGCAAGAAUUUCUUCUUCUACUUUUUUUUGUUUUGUUUUGUUUUGUUUAUAAAAAAUAAGAAAAAAGACGCGUCAACAAGUGAUGAUUUAUCUGGUUAAUAUUUAUUCCACGUGGUAUAUCCACAAUGUCGACAUAUGUAGUCGACAGCAAUCACUUAUUUCGUGCUAUACACUCUGGAUGCGUGUUGAUGCCUUUUAACACCCAUGAGUUAAUAAAGUUGGCUUGUAUUCAUUAGUAGAAAUAUCAUUGCGAAUUCCGUUUCUAUCAAACAGUACCUUGGUGAAUCUUGGUAAAGACGGUCUAACAAUGUAAAAUCUGUUCAAAUCAUUUUUUAUCAAAGAAAUAUUACAAAUAAAAUUGUAGAUUUGGUUUGUCACGUCAAAGAAAGGAUUACAAUUUAAUUAGAAAAUUAUCUUGGGGCUUGUGUCAAUCAAUAAAUAUGGAAAGAAAAAGGAUACCCGGUAUAUUGAGAAGAAUUGAAACCAAUUGUUCAUUGAUCGACAAACCUUCUGUCACAUUUUUUAACGUGAAACAUCAAAAUAAGGAAAGUGUUAUGAGUGAAAUACGUGAACUUGACGAUGAACGUACUGCAAUUAACCAAUCGGAAAUGUUAAACAAAUUAAACAUCGACGAGCAUGAGGAACAAGAAGAAUGUGAUGAACGUGAAGAAGAUGAUUAUUCUGCAUCUGCAUCCGCCAUUAUUUUAAGACGUAAUUCAUCUAAACGAUUGAGUAAACGUAAACGACGUACUUCAUCACCUUUUAUGGUGGAAGGUGAAGAUUCCAAUGUCAUUCGAAGACCAUCAUCAGCUUACACGAAUAGUUCAGUCGAAACUGGUAUCUCAAUUGACGAGGGUGGUACGCAAGAACAAAUUUUUGAAAAAUUAAAAUUACACAAAGAAGUUUUGAACGGUGUUAAGGAAGAACCAUGGCCAUUGCGUAAAAAAAUGAAACUCGUUAGACAAGCAAAAUUGUAUGUUAGAAAACACGAGGGUGUAUUGAAAGAAAAAUUAGCACAAAAUCGUAACACGAAGGACGUUGUUGCACGUGUUUCUCUUUUAAUCACAAAGAAAUGGCAAUAUUUUCGACGAGAAUUCAUUAAUCUUGAAACUUGGCUCAUACCAUGGGAACUUCGUAUCAAAGAAAUCGAAUCUCAUUUUGGUUCGGCCGUAGCAUCCUAUUUUACAUUUUUAAGAUGGUUAUUUUGGAUUAAUUUUGUGAUUACGAUAACAUUGACAGCAUUCGUAGCAGUUCCUGAGAUGCUCAUAGCUGACGUUAAAUUAGCGGGUGAAAGAAAAAUAAUGCCGAAGGAGGAAAGCAUGAAAUCUAAUCAUUUAAUGACAUUAUGGGAAUUCGAGGGUAUUCUCAGAUAUUCGCCAUUUUUUUACGGAUGGUAUACCAAUUACGAUUCGAAGAAAAGUUACAGACUACCAUUAGCAUAUUUUGUCACCAAUCUCGUUGUCUACACUUACAGCUUCGUUGUCAUAUUACGAAAAAUGGCAAAAAAUUCUCGUUUAAGUAAAUUAACAGAGAAAGAAGAUGAGUGUGCAUUCUCAUGGAAACUUUUUACCGGUUGGGAUUUUAUGAUCGGUAAUCCUGAAACAGCUCAUAAUCGUUUAGCAAGUAUAAUAGUUAGUUUUAAAGAAACAUUAUUGGAAGAAGCUGAGAAAGAAAAAGAUAAGAAAAGAAAUUGGAAAAUAAUAUUGACGAGAAGUUUCGUUAACGUUUCCGUAUUACUUUUAUUAACAUUGUCAGCAUUUAUCGUGGUCAAAGUAGUUGCUAGAAGUGCUGAAGCGGAAGAAACUAAUAAUUGGUGGACACAAAAUGAAAUAACAUUGGUUAUGUCAUUGAUUUCUUAUAUAUUUCCAAUAAUAUUCGAAGUGUUAGGUCUUUUAGAAAAUUAUCAUCCACGAAAACAACUCAGAGUACAAUUGGCACGAAUAAUGGUUUUGCAUCUUUUAAAUUUGUACACGUUAAUAUUCGCCCUUUUCAGCAAAAUAAGUUCCAUGAAAAAUUCAUCGAUCGAGUUAAUACCUGCCAAACGAAAUUGUACAUUAACACCUGUAGAAUGUGUCGGUAAUUUCAUCGAUUCAGAAUCAUCAGCAGUUACUUUAGCAUCACUCAGUUUAAUGUUAAUGGGAAGUGUUGCUUAUGCAAAUAUUACUGAUCAUUCUAUCAAACAAGAUCAAUCUGAUGGUAUUAUGAACAAAUUUACAGUACAAUACGAUGGUUUAAUCAAACAAUUUUUAUCGGAUGAUACUCAGUUUAAUUAUUAUCAUGGUGAUUACAAUUCUAAUUCGGAAGAAUAUUACGAUGGUAAUUCGAUAAUCGAUAAUAUUUCAAAUAUCGAUGAUGAAUCGAAUUAUACAUGGUCAACAACUACAAUGAUUGAUAAUGAAAUUGUUAAUGAAACAUUACGAAUGAUUGAUUAUAAUUUGAACAUGGAAAUGAAUAAUCAAAAUAAUGGAAAUAAACAAAUGAUUAUGUGUUACGAGAGAGUUUGUACGAAUCACAUAACACAAAAAGAGGUACCUGUACAAAAAUUAGAUUUGAAAACGCGAAAGGAAAUGCGACGACUUUGUUGGGAAACGAUGUAUGGACAGGAACUUGCUAAAUUAACUGUUAUGGAUUUGGUAAUGACAAUUGGUGCCACACUUGGUAUGGAUUUUUUUCGUGCAGUAUUCGUACGUUACAUGAACAAUUGUUGGUGCUGGGAUCUGGAAAAACAAUUUCCGCAAUACGGUGAUUUUAAAAUUGCUGAAAAUAUACUUCACUUGGUUAACAAUCAAGGUAUGGUUUGGAUGGGUAUGUUCUUCAGUCCUGGUUUGGCAAUGCUGAAUCUUCUGAAAUUAGGGAUAUUAAUGUAUUUACGUUCAUGGGCUGUUUUAACUUGCAAUGUACCCCAUGAAAUAGUUUUUCGUGCAUCCAGGUCAAACAAUUUUUAUUUCGCAUUAUUAUUGAUGAUGUUAUUUUUAUGCGUAUUACCAGUUGGUUAUGCCAUUGUUUGGGUUGAACCAUCUUGGCAUUGUGGCCCAUUUUCGGGUUAUCCAAGAAUUUACAUGUUCGCUACUGAAAGUCUCAAAGACAGUUUACCUGAAGUAAUCAAACCAUGUCUCGAUUAUAUUUCAUCAGCUAGUAUGGUAAUACCAUUAAUUGUUUUGAUGACUUUAAUCAUUUAUUACAUGGUAUCACUUACUGGAUCACUUAGGGAAGCUAAUAAUGAUUUAAAGAUACAAUUACGUCAAGAACGUACGGAAGAAAGACGGAAAUUAUUUAAGAUUGCUGAAAAAAGACAAAAGGCCAUAGAUGCACCUUUGUUCACAAGAUGGAAACAAAUCUUGCCAGUUUUACCAUCGAGUAAUUCAAAUAAAUGUAAAAAUUCAACCGACGAUUCCUAUACGGUGAUCGUGAUUGAAAAACCAGACGAGUUGGCGAUGAAUGAAAGAAAAUAUUCUAUAACCUCGGAAGAAGUUGGUAUUACCGAUUGUGAACCUGAAUCUUUGCCACAUGAUUCGAAUUUGCAUCAACAGCAUGCCUCUAACAAAACUUGUUACAAGGUUCAAGAUUCUGCCAGCAAUUCUUUAGAAUCAUCGUCCAGUAAGAAGAAUACUAUGAAAUGAAAUAAUUGUACAGAAAAUUUGACGAUGAAUUUAACUUAUGUUGAAUGUGAAAAUGAAAUAUUCAAACUUUCGGGCACAAUUUUGAUUGAAACAAAUAUUCAGAAGAGAUUCGAAUAAACGAGGAUUAAAAAAUGAUCAAUCAUUAAUAUUCAUAUUUGGUAAGCAAAUAAAAUAAAAAAGAAGAAAAUAUGACAAGUGAAAUGAUUGUACACAAAAUUUGACGAUGAAUUUAACUUAUAUUGAAUGUGAAAAUGAAAAUAAUAUAUUAAAACUUGUGGGCACAAUUUUCAUUGACAAACAAAUACACUGUUAUCGACAAUAUAUUAUCCUCGAUAAAAAAAAAAAUUCACACGUUAUAUUAUUUAUUUAUUAUUAUAUAAAAUAUAUAUUUAUAUGCGUAAUAAAAUUGUUAGGUACUUAUUGCUAAAUUAGCAAGUGUCGAAAUAAUCUAACACACUGAGGUAUGCAGUUUUUCGUAGUCUUUCGUUUUUAUAAAUUGAGAAAUAUUUCUAACAGAUCUCGUUUAAACUUUCAUACGAACAAACGUGUUUAUUAACGUCUGAUCACGCAUGCAUAAAAACACACACACAUACAUACAUACAUACACACAUACACGCAUUACAAUUAAGAUAAUUCCAUACGUGGUAUGAAACGUGUUUAAGUUUGUUUUUCUUUUCUCUUUUCUUUUAAAUAAAUACUGAUCGUUUUGUGCAUAGUUGCAAACCUUGACAACGAUAAAAACGUUUCGAAGAAAAAAAAAGAAAAAAAAAGAAAAAAAAAUAAGAAGAAGAAUCCUUGUACUACUUUACAUUACAUUAGAUUGAAUUUAUAAUAUCACUUUUUAAAAAAUUAUUUAAACAUCACUGUGUUAUUAUUUAAAUCGUCGAAUAUAUACUUUGGUCGAUGAAACAAAUAAACAAAAAACAAAAAAAAAAAAAAA